AAAGGAGGAAAUCCAACAUGGCGUCAACAAUAACAAAAAUACCGCUACUGUUUUGCUUAGCUUCAUUUUCUUUGCAAAUCAGCUCCUCCAGAUUCAUUUCGGAGCCUUGUUAUAAACCCAUCAAAGACGACAGACCGGACUCUGUCAAGACACGGCCCCGCCCACAUGAGUAUGUGAACGUGUCGGAUCUUCCUCCAUCUUGGGACUGGAGGAACAUCGAGGGGAAGAAUUAUGUGAGCGUCACACGGAACCAGCACAUCCCCCAGUACUGUGGGUCCUGCUGGGCCAUGGGAGCCACCAGUGCACUUGCUGACCGUAUCAACAUAAAGCGUGGAGGUGUUUGGCCGUCGGCCUACCUGUCAGUCCAGAACGUGAUAGACUGUGGAGGGGCGGGCUCUUGUUACGGAGGAGAUCACCUGAGAGUCUACGCCUACGCACACAAGAGAGGCAUUCCUGAUGAAACCUGCAACAACUACCAAGCCAAGAACCAAAAGUGUGAGCAGUUCAACCAGUGUGGCACCUGCUCCUUCUUCAAGUCGUGUGCCGUCGUGAAGAACUACACUGUAUGGAAAGUGAGCGACUACGGAGAAGUUUCUGGAAGAGACAAGAUAAAAGCGGAGAUUUACACCCAUGGGCCCAUCAGUUGUGCCCUGAUGGCCACUGACGGCCUGGAGGAAUACACCGGAGGGAUCUUCUCAGAGUUUCACCCUCUGUCUUUGCCCAAUCACAUUGUCUCUGUGGCUGGUUGGGGUGUGGCGGAUGACGAGACCGAGUACUGGAUCGUCAGGAACUCCUGGGGAGAAUUUUGGGGGGAACACGGCUGGGCAAGAAUAGUCACCAGUGCCUAUAAAGGAGGAAAAGGCAAUUGGUUCAAUCUGGGUAUUGAGAAAAACUGUGCAUAUGGAGACCCUGUUGUAACAUAGGUGUCUUAUUAAACUGAUAAAAA
Messenger RNA from Anoplopoma fimbria (sablefish), 946 nucleotides. RefSeq names its product cathepsin Z. Bases 18 to 923 code for a protein of 301 amino acids. The transcript has 6 exons. Lineage: Eukaryota; Metazoa; Chordata; Actinopteri; Perciformes; Anoplopomatidae. The record is from RefSeq and is a predicted model, not a curated record. Gene Ontology annotation, molecular function: cysteine-type endopeptidase activity. Gene Ontology annotation, cellular component: lysosome.